This is a messenger RNA of Dermacentor andersoni, 933 nucleotides long. Its product is annotated as serine protease inhibitor swm-1-like. NCBI's taxonomy places the organism in Eukaryota, Metazoa, Arthropoda, Arachnida, Ixodida, Ixodidae. The record is from RefSeq and is a predicted model, not a curated record.
UGUGCAUCCCGCGAAAAGCGACCUUGCGGCGUGCGCAAAUGGAAGCACUGACGUGCUAGAGAGACCACUCUUUGUUCAUGCGACGCAAAUGUAGACUGCAGCUUCGCACAACUUGCGGCAGCAAAUCGAGGCUGCUUAUCCUCGACCUCGUGGCUUCCAGGAAUAUAUUCCUAAAAUGUACAGGGAAGUGUUCGCGCUCCUGCUCGUGGGCAUUGCCAUUGUAGGCGUGCAGUCACAGGGCCGCAAACGCAAGUGCAGACAAAACGAAGAAUUCGUGAAGGGAUACUGGCCCCGGCACGACGUGUUUUGCAAGCCCUGGCUCGCGCUGCCCACAGAGUUGAACAAAAUACACUGGUGUGUCUGCAAAAAAGGUUACGUUCGCAAUGCUUGGGGAAGCUGCGUCAAUCUGAGCGACUGCUUGAGCUGCUCCGGCCAACUUCACCAGGACUUCGACCUCUGCGUUUCGGCGUGCCCCAUCGUCUGCGGCAAACCGGUGCCGAAGGAGUGCGAGUUGAAAUGCACCGCGGGAUGUGCCUGUGCCCCGGGUUACGUUCGUCACCCUUCCCACACCAACGUAUGCGUGCCAGCCAUCCAGUGUCCACCGCAGUGCCCGCGCUUCUCGACUUUCGAGACGUGCUCGCCGGUCUGCGAGCAAACGUGCGAUCGACCUAAACCACGCGAGUGCCGCACCAAGUGCCACAACGGCAAAUGCGUCUGCUGGCCCAGCUUCGUCAAGGCGUUGUGGAAAGGCGAGGAGUACUGCGUGCCUCCGUUGCAAUGUCCAGUCGAAGAAUGAAGGCGCGCUUAACACACGCGCACUGCAAAACGUCCACGCCAGAUAUGCCGGUUCUGUCUUGUUUGUGCAAAGAGGACGGCUCGUGGAACAGCUGUACCAUUUGUGGCUCAAUAAAGAAAAUCAACGAAUUCCUUCAA